AUGACCGCAAAGGCAUGGGCCCGUCAAGAGGAAGCGACCCGUGAGAGGGCACCUCAUGACGAGGCAGAGCGCAACAAGAAGCGCAACCAGGUUCCACCCCAUCUACAUCCCUUUCAUCUCGUCCAUGUUCUCUCAGAGCCCAAGCUGACUGUCACCAGCGCCUUCCGAUCCUGCCGAACUCAAACACCCAGCGUCCGACGGAGACCAGGGUGA
Messenger RNA from Saxophila tyrrhenica, 213 nucleotides. RefSeq lists its product as uncharacterized. The record is from RefSeq and is a predicted model, not a curated record. Bases 1 to 213 code for a protein of 70 amino acids. NCBI's taxonomy places the organism in Eukaryota, Fungi, Ascomycota, Dothideomycetes, Mycosphaerellales, Extremaceae. The transcript is spliced from 2 exons.